This is a messenger RNA of Podarcis raffonei (Aeolian wall lizard), 2298 nucleotides long. RefSeq names its product Wnt family member 7B (gene WNT7B). The transcript is spliced from 4 exons. The record is from RefSeq and is a predicted model, not a curated record. Gene Ontology annotation, cellular component: extracellular region. NCBI's taxonomy places the organism in Eukaryota, Metazoa, Chordata, Lepidosauria, Squamata, Lacertidae. The coding region runs from base 483 to 1544 and encodes 353 amino acids. Gene Ontology annotation, biological process: cell fate commitment; multicellular organism development; positive regulation of JNK cascade. Gene Ontology annotation, molecular function: frizzled binding; cytokine activity.
GGAGAGAGGGAGAGAGGCGCAGUCUGCCCUCCAAAUCCCUGGGAGCAUCAUCAUUCCGCCGAGAGAAGCCACUCUCUAACAAGCUUCCAACCACUGCGAGAUGACUGGCAGGGGAGCUGAGCCAGAGGCAGCAGCAGCAGCAGGAGCUGGAGGAGCAGCGACCAUCGCCCUGUAGAGAGACAGACAGACAGACAGACAGACAGGCAGACAGACAGACAGCACCACCACCACCCAGGAAAUUAACCAGACACAGCAAAACUGAGCCAACCAGCCCCUCUCUUGCUCCUUGCCCCCAGCCCAAGCCGGAUCCAAAGUCAAGUUCCCCAUCUGAGCCUCUCCCCCCAGCCACCCUCCCACCCAAAGUGAAGGGGGGGACACCGACCGGGGGAGGGAGCAGUUAACCCUUUGUGUCCCCCAAGGAAGACAUCCAUCCUAAGCCAAGGAACAGACCUUUCGAGAGUGCUGAGAGCUGGAUAACGACCAUGAUCCUUUUCUCACCGCGCAGCGUUUUACUCUCAGUCUAUUACCCUCAGAUUUUCCUCAUCCUUACCAGUGGAAGUUACUUAGCUUUGUCAUCUGUGGUGGCUUUAGGAGCAAACAUAAUCUGCAACAAAAUCCCAGGCUUGGCCCCUCGGCAGCGAGCAAUCUGCCAGAGCCGUCCUGAUGCCAUCAUAGUGAUCGGAGAAGGGGCCCAGAUGGGGAUCAAUGAAUGCCAGUACCAGUUCCGAUAUGGCAGGUGGAACUGCUCAGCCCUGGGAGAGAAAACAGUCUUUGGUCAAGAGCUUCGAGUAGGAAGCAGGGAAGCCGCUUUCACCUACGCCAUCACUGCUGCUGGGGUUGCGCAUGCCGUCACUGCUGCCUGCAGCCAGGGAAACCUAAGCAACUGUGGCUGUGACAGAGAGAAACAAGGUUAUUACAACCAAGAGGAAGGGUGGAAGUGGGGAGGCUGCUCCGCUGAUAUCAGAUACGGCAUUGAAUUCUCCAGGAGGUUUGUUGAUGCCAGAGAAAUCAGAAAGAGUGCUCGGAGGCUGAUGAACUUGCACAACAAUGAGGCUGGAAGAAAGGUGCUUGAAGAGAGAAUGAAACUGGAAUGCAAAUGCCAUGGGGUUUCUGGUUCCUGCACAACCAAGACCUGUUGGACUACGCUCCCUAAAUUCAGAGAGAUUGGAUAUAUUUUGAAAGAAAAAUACAACGCCGCUGUGCAGGUGGAAGUGGUGAGAGCCAGCAGGCUUAGGCAGCCCACUUUUCUGAAGAUCAAGCAGAUCAGAAGUUACCAGAAACCAAUGGAAACCGAUCUGGUAUAUAUAGAUAAGUCACCCAACUACUGCGAAGAAGAUGCUUCCACUGGGAGCGUGGGGACACAGGGACGCCUCUGCAACCGCACCUCACCCAGCGCCGAUGGGUGUGACAUGAUGUGCUGUGGGAGGGGCUACAACACCCAUCAGUACACCAAAGUUUGGCAGUGUAACUGCAAGUUCCACUGGUGCUGCUUUGUGAAAUGCAACACUUGUAGUGAGCGGACAGAGGUCUUCACUUGUAAAUAACAGCUAAUGUUCCUACUUUCUAAAAGACUCAGCCGCCACGUGUUAGAGUGGAACAAGACAACUACAGCAUCAUUUUGCACAUUUAAUUUUCUUGGAGGAGGAGGCCAGUCUUUUUCCUAUUACUUCUUAAUAACACAUUCAAGAACGAUGCGUUAACUUGCUGACUAGCUGCUUUCACUACAUUGGAACCAGGGUCGAUGGGAUGAAUUGCACGGUGACUUCGUUCAGUGCAAGCAAGUUCCUCUGUGGUUCCCCCACCCCGCAAAAAACCCUGCAGCCUGGGUUUUGUAGAGUUUUGUUCUUAGAUUAAAUUAUACGUAUCACACACAGCGAGUCCAGGAGGUUAUUUUCAGAUUUAUAACGCACACAAAUAUGUGCAGAUAAGACCUUUAUCUUAUUAAAAAACAAAUGAGGAAUUUAACUGUACACAGAGAAACCUAAAAUCCCAGCAGUGUUGCUGAAAAACUUUUAUUUCUAAGAAAAGAAAAGAAGCAAAAGCAGGUAAAGGGCAGCUGGUGAGACAGUGAUGGAAAAUAGGGACGAGGGUGGAAGCUCAGCCAUUGACUUAUUUGUGAAACAAAGGUCAGGACAAAGGACAAAGCUCUGACAGCUGCAGGUGACACUGGAACCUUUUGAAUGGACAUUUGAAGAAAAAAAAUAUUUUAUUUAUGUUUUUAAUAGCAUCAAAACAAAUUCUCUAAGCACUAACGGGUAGCUAUGUCUUUACUCUGUACUAAAUGUAAACUUACUGGAA